This is a messenger RNA of Ogataea philodendri, 1407 nucleotides long. RefSeq lists its product as uncharacterized. Gene Ontology annotation, biological process: spliceosomal tri-snRNP complex assembly; mRNA splicing, via spliceosome. Gene Ontology annotation, cellular component: precatalytic spliceosome; U4 snRNP; U4/U6 x U5 tri-snRNP complex. Lineage: Eukaryota; Fungi; Ascomycota; Pichiomycetes; Pichiales; Pichiaceae. Bases 1 to 1407 code for a protein of 468 amino acids. The record is from RefSeq and is a predicted model, not a curated record. The transcript has a single exon.
AUGGGUUUGGCAGAUAGCCUUUUGGGAGGUUACUCCAGUGACGAGGAUGAGGUUGUGGAUCAACAGCAAUCCAUGGAUGUUGAAGGUAGUGAAGGCCGUCUUUUUUUCUUCCAAGAUCUGGUUUCAACGCCCGAUCUCAGUCUAAUAAAGGAUCUCAAAUCAUAUUGUCAGAUAAUACCUAAAGUGCAAGAGUUUGUUGCCAAACUGCAAGACCUCGACAACACGAAAACAAAACUCAAGGAUAGUUUACUUCAUGAAGCGAACGAUUUGCUAGACGAUUUGAACGAGGAAAUUAGCCACAUCUACUCGUUUUUAACUGUACAUUAUAAACCAAUCUGGCCAGAGCUGGACAAUCUCCUUCGAAACCCAAUCAAUUUCGCACGCACCAUUCAAAUCAUCGGUGACGAUCUGUCAAAGCUGGACGAACGUCAAACCGACUUGGAGCAAUUCUUGAGAAAAGACGAGAUAUUAGGUCUCACGGUUUCCGCUUCUGUGCUAAGACAAUCCCAGUAUCAACACCAUCUGGAUCAGCACCACGUCAAUCUGAUUCUUGAAGCGUGUCAACUGUUAUUAUUGCUAGAGAAUGGACGCACAGAGAUUAGAGCGCACGUUUCUUCCAAAGCUAAGAGUCUUGCUCCCAACGUGACAGCGUUGGUGGGGCCCACGGUUGCAGCUCAAUUUCUCUCUGUCUACGGUUUGGAAGGGCUCUGUAAGAUUCCCUCGUGCAACAUUCCGUCGAUGGGUGUCAAUCGCUCGUCAUUCAUCAAAGGGUCCUCGGGAAUCAGAAAUAAAGGAUACAUUUAUUACUGCGAGCUGGUUCAGAAUGUGCCCGAGGAAUUUCGAGUUAAAGCGAUGCGGGUAGUUUCUGGGAAGCUUGUCCUUGCUGCACGUGUGGACUACUCGAAUUCGCGAAGCUCGGUAGAAGACGAUUCUCAGGGACAGCAAUGGAGACAGCAAAUUUCCACCCAUUUGGACAAAUUGCUAAGUCCUCCAGAUUCUCAGCCGGUCAAGCCACUUCCCAAGCCGAUAGACCAAAAGUCCAAGAAACGUGCAGGACGCAGGUUCCGCAAACAAAAGGAGAAGAUGGAGAUGUCCGAAUUGGAAAAGGCCCAGAAUAAGAUGGCUUUUGGCGAGCGAGAGGAAACACAAUACGACGCAUUUGGAGACGAAAUAGGAAUGGGAAUGAUUGGAAAGCUUUCUACGCGGGCAAUUUCCAAUGUGAAACGUCAACAGCUAACCAAGUCUGCUGCUACCAAACUGGAAAAAUUCACAGGAACAAAGUCUGGAUCAGGCAGCAAAAUUGCCCAACUUUUAGACGACAGGGCGCAGGAACGGAAACGGCAUAUGGAAGUGACGGACUCUUCCAACCAGCCUGCAACGAAACAGCAAAAGACGCUCGAGUCUUGA